Molecule: messenger RNA, 1399 nt
Organism: Camponotus floridanus (Florida carpenter ant)
Lineage: Eukaryota; Metazoa; Arthropoda; Insecta; Hymenoptera; Formicidae
Product: fatty acid hydroxylase domain-containing protein 2
Exons: 6
Coding region: 146-1201 (351 amino acids)
Biological process (GO): sterol biosynthetic process
Molecular function (GO): C-4 methylsterol oxidase activity; iron ion binding
Source: RefSeq, a predicted model, not a curated record
UCGUGAAACGUCCGCUGGUCAGUACUGGUCAGAUACAGUAGUCAGUAGCAGCGAAUGAUCGACUAAGGCACCAACGUUUUAUCCCGAGCCGGAAGUGCCACGAUAGUAACCUGGGGAACUAGUUUCGCCAACGUCGUCUAAAACAAUGUUUGCAAGGUUGCGAAAAGCCGUACGAGCUUCGCAAAAGUCGGAAUGCAACGCGAAAACAACUUCCGCUAUCGGCGAUGCCUCGAAAAAUCAAACCCCACCGACGCUUCUUUCGAGUUUGAGAAGCGUUCUCUUUGUUAUCGGAACUGUAGUGGUCGGAUUCGCUGCCUUUUGCAAUUCUCUGACAUGGCAUUUGCAAAGAUUCUGGGGUGCAUCCGGCGACUUCUGGCAAGCCCAAUGGGACAAAAUUUUGGAUAAAUUUGGAGAUGAUCCUGUGACACUAUGGGUUUACGGAUCCUUGUCUUUGAUGAUCGUGGUUUACUGGGUGAUCGGAGGAAUUUACACGAUCCUAGAUAUCACUAAUCGACCAGCAGCGCUGCGUAGAUACAAAAUACAGCCCGGCACGAAUGAGCCAGUGGAUAAGAGGGAGUUAUGCAAAGUGAUUGCUCAAGUACUGUUCAAUCAGAUCGUCGUCGGCUUUCCUAUUAUGUAUCUCGGCUAUUAUUUCAUGGAAUGGCGCGGUUAUCCCCCGGUGCGCGAGCUGCCGACUUUCCACUGGGUACUCACCGAGAUCGCGAUUCACAUUUUAUGCGAAGAGAUUGGAUUUUAUUAUUCGCACAGAUUUCUCCACAAGCGCUCUUUGUACAAAUAUAUACAUAAGCAGCAUCACGAAUGGACUGCGCCCAUAGCCGUCACCGCUAUGUAUUGUCAUCCUUUAGAAAAUAUUGGUUCGAAUCUACUUCCGCCUUUCUUGGGAGUAUUCAUCAUGGGCUCUCACGUGGCUACCGCCUGGAUUUGGUUCUCUCUCGCGAUCCUUUCGACUUUGAACGCGCACUCUGGUUAUCACUUACCGUUCUUCCCCUCGCCGGAGGCGCACGAUUUCCAUCACUUAAAGUUCAAUCAAUGCUAUGGUGUACUCGGCGUUUUGGAUCGCAUUCAUGGCACUGACACGCAAUUUCGCAAUUCACGAAAUUACAUGCGUCACAUAAUGAUGCUUAGUCUCGUACCGCCUAGGGAAGCAUUCCCGGAUGAGGCAAAGUACAAAUCAAAGUAGAAGAAUUUUUCGGCGACUCUGAAAGUUAUAUAAAUAAUUUCCAAAAAGAGAAACUUUUCACGUUGGGUGAAUAUUUUCGCAACGGUAACUGGGUUCGGGAACGACAAAUUGUGACUAUAAUCAAUUCAGUUAAUAGCACUAGUAAACGUCUACUAUAAAAUUAAUUUCAACAAAUGGACAAUCUCGACUUUAAUUGAU